Molecule: messenger RNA, 1386 nt
Organism: Chelonoidis abingdonii (Abingdon island giant tortoise)
Lineage: Eukaryota; Metazoa; Chordata; Testudines; Testudinidae
Gene: DNAAF3
Product: dynein axonemal assembly factor 3
Biological process (GO): motile cilium assembly; axonemal dynein complex assembly
Source: RefSeq, a predicted model, not a curated record
GUGGUCACUGGGGAGGGAAAGAGAUGAGGGAAGUGGGGGGCCAGGCAUCGGCGGCAGGAAGGUUGAGAAGGGGCCGCCCCCUAGUCCUGGCGGCCCCAGCCCCACACCCACACGGGAGGCCUGUGUCUUUGUUUUCCAGCCAUGACCACAGGAGCCGGCAGCAGCUUCGGCACCACCUGCUGGUGGGGCUUCUCCCCCGCGCUCGACCUGCAGAGGGAAUGUCUGGAGAGCUCCAUGGCCCAUCUGUGCCUGUCACAGGACGACCUGCCCGAGCUCAAUAUCCUGCUGGUGGGCUCCGUCGAUGGCCGGCACGUCCUCCAGACCAUGAGUCAAGCCCACCGCUGGCCACAGAGGAGGAUCAAUUUCUACAUCGUGGAGAAUAACCUUGAGGCGGUGGGUCGGCAGCUGCUUUUCCUCAGCCUCGCCCUGGAGUCUCCGGAGAAAAUGGGUCUGCAAGAGAAGAGUGAGAUGUUCCUGGAGCUGCUGGGGAACAGCCUGAUCCGCAGCCCGACAGCCGCCUACCUGCAGGAGAAAUCGGACCUGUUCAUCCGUUACGUCACCGAUCCGGACUUCCAGCAGUGCCACCUGGGGGCCGUGGACCUGUCGGCUCUGAAGUUCAAGGAGCGGGAUCAGCUGGAGAGCAUCUUCCGCUUCUGGCGGAACCCGGACCCGCAGGCCUUCCCGAUCGCCCGGCUCUGGGACCUGCGGGUCCGGCAGUACCUGGGCACCCGUUACGACGCCCGCCGCGGCGUGUGUGACUGGGACCUCACCAUGAAGCUGCACGAACGUGGGGCCAGAGCGAUCAACGGGCGGGAGUUCUCCCGGUGGCGGGACACGGGAGUGGCCUUCGAGCUGCGGGAGGGUGUCUACCACAUCCCCAACAAAACCUUGGCCUCCGGGAGGCUCCUGAGACAUAAGGGGGAGCUGGUGCCUGCCCGGGGGUACUGGGGCGACAUUGGCACAGGGCCAUACCUCCCCUUCGGGAUCGAGUCCGAGGAACCAAGUCUGCUGAAAACCGUCAACGGGAUCCCCGCCAAGACUGCCCAGGAAAUCUCCUUGUACAAUGUCACGUCCCUGUUCCACGAACUGGCAGCCCAGGCCCCCUACAUCCCCCCGCCGCCCACCCCAGAGGGGGCCAGUGGGGCUGCCCUGGCCCAGGAGAGCCCCACCCCGAAUCCAGAUCCGGACCUGCAGGAUCAUAAGGCUGCCUGCCCCGGGCCCGUCCUGAUUCACUUCCUGCCGCUCGGCUGCACAGCUCGGCUGCCCUGCAAGAACCAGUAUCACCAGCGCUUCCACCUGCUCUUCUUCUCCUGCAGCAGGCAGCACACCCUGACCCGACUGCAGCUGUACGGCCUCCCAAGGCUACGAAUCAAUACACUGAGCUAA